AGAGAGAGAGAGAGAGAGAGAGAGAGAGAGAGAGAGAGAGAGAGAGCAGUUGACAUGGAUGAGGGUUGGAGGCCAUGGCUGUGACAAGGUGUGUGCUUAGGUGGGAGGUGAUGGCUGUGAUGAGAUGUGUGGUGGGGUGGGAACUAAUGGCAAAGACGAAGGCGUGGAGAGGGGAGGAAGUCGGGAGCGAUGAGGAGGGGAUUAUUUGUCCCCCCUUCACAGACGGGUCUCACUAAGCUCAGUUAAGAAGGUGUAUUUGGUGGGCCCCAGAUUAUUAAUCCCAUUUAAAACUAGAACCGUAUGACAACAAACAUGGGAUAAUUGUUUAUCCAAACCAGUCCAAGUUAGAGAGGUGUACCAAACGAGCCCUAAGAUCACAGUUAGUUAGGGUUUUGUAUUGAUAAAAUAUCUGCAUAUCCUUUGCACAGGAAAAACCGUCCUGAACCCUUAUACCCCAUCGCUAUUGCAGUUGCUGCCUUGUCAAUCCCAAAGAAUAUGUCUCAUAUUCAACGUGCCCGUGCCUAUUCCCCUUACCCUUCCUUAGAAUCCAGGUCUUUUUCCAAGAGGUGUCCUAGUUGCCCUCCUGAGGUUGUGGUGAAAUACCCAGACGGAGUUCGUAAGGUUGUUCGUCGUUCAGAUUUUCACAAAACUAAAUUUCCAAAAUCGGAUGGGAAGGAUGUUGAUCCUAAUGCUCCUGACUGCAAGUCAUGGGUUGAGCUUGCCGUUGAGGCAACGCUUUUUGAGGGGAGUGAUAGUUAUUAUAGUGAAUAUUUCUGCAAACACUUAAUGAAAUAUUGUGGUGGUAUUGAGAUAGACUUUGGCAAGUCAAAGAAAGGUUCGACUUCUACUAGUAAGGUUCAAGAUUAGUUCAAGAUCCACAACUAAAACUAGAUCCAAGUCUGACACUUGUGAUCAGUGAGAAAGAAAAGAGACUUGAUAGGAAUUAUUUCUGUGUACUGUACUAGCUGAAAUUUUCAGGCUGCGUAUUUAAUAUCCCAACCCAUCGUUUAUAUGGUUUGCGUA
This is a messenger RNA of Prunus persica (peach), 1023 nucleotides long. RefSeq lists its product as uncharacterized. The transcript is spliced from 4 exons. The record is from RefSeq and is a predicted model, not a curated record. Lineage: Eukaryota; Viridiplantae; Streptophyta; Magnoliopsida; Rosales; Rosaceae. The coding region runs from base 496 to 867 and encodes 123 amino acids.